Messenger RNA from Megalobrama amblycephala (Wuchang bream), 1795 nucleotides. RefSeq names its product polymeric immunoglobulin receptor-like. The record is from RefSeq and is a predicted model, not a curated record. The coding region runs from base 41 to 1795 and encodes 584 amino acids. NCBI's taxonomy places the organism in Eukaryota, Metazoa, Chordata, Actinopteri, Cypriniformes, Xenocyprididae. The transcript has 6 exons.
UCACAUCUGUCUAAACAUCAGCACAUCUACAGUGACAGAAAUGAAUGGUUCAUCUGAGAGAAAUGAAGAGAGAGUUUUUACAGUGAGCAUCAGUAAUGUGAGCGUGAGAGAUGCUGGAGUUUACUGGUGUGGAGCAGAAACCAGAGACACACAUUUGACUUUCAUCUCCCUGAACACCAAAAUUCAGCUCAACCUCAUCACUAAAGUGGGCGUGUCUAGAGUGAGCGGAUACUCAGGAGGUCGUAUGAUGAUCAAAUGUGAACAUCCUCAAUACAAAACCAAUUCAAAAUACAUCUGUAAAGAAUCAGAUGGAUGUUCAGAGAGGAAGAAUCCAGGAGUUCAGGAUGAAUGGAUGGAGCAUGGAGAUGUUUCUUUAUAUGACGACACCAGAGCAGGAGUCUUGAUGGUGUUUUUUAGAGAGCUGAAAGCUGCAGAUGCAGGAACAUACAGGUGUGGAGUGAAUGUGUCUCCCUAUACUGAGAGCUUCACUGAACUCCAGCUGAACGUCACAGACGAUGCAAAAUAUCCAAAGACAGAGACUGAAUCUGCUCAUCUUGGUGAAGAAGUCAACAUCAGCUGUCAGAUCCCAGAGGAACAUAAAGUUCAUUUCUGCAAAGAGGAUGAUAAUCACAUCUGUCAAAACAUCAGCACAUCUACAGUGACAGAAAUGAAUGGGUCAUCUGAGAGAAAUGAAGAGAGAGUUUUUACAGUGAGCAUCAGUAAUGUGAGCGUGAGAGAUGCUGGAGUUUACUGGUGUGGAGCAGAAACCAGAGACACACAUUUGACUUUCAUCUCCCUGAACACCAAAAUUCAGCUCAACCUCAUCACUAAAGUGGGCGUGUCUAGAGUGAGCGGAUACUCAGGAGGUCGUAUGAUGAUCAAGUGUGAACAUCCUCAAUACAAAACCAAUCCAAAAUGCAUCUGUAAAGAAUCAGAUGGAUGUUCAGAGAGGAAGAAUCCAGGAGUUCAGGAUGAAUGGAUGGAGAAUGGAGAUGUUUCUUUAUAUGACGACACCAGAGCAGGAGUCUUGAUGGUGUUUUUUAGAGAGCUGAAAGCUGCAGAUGCAGGAACAUACAGGUGUGGAGUGAAUGUGUCUCACUAUACUGAGAGCUUCACUGAACUUCAGCUGAACGUCACAGACGAUGCAAUGUUUGCGACUGAAUCUGCUCAUCUUGGUGAAGAAGUCAACAUCAGCUGUCAGAUCCCAGAGGAACAUAAAGUUCAUUUCUGCAGAGAGGAUGAUAAUCACAUUUGUCAAAACAUCAGCACAUCUACAGUGACAGAAAUGAAUGGUUCAUCUGAGAGAAAUGAAGAGAGAGUUUUUACAGUGAGCAUCAGUAAUGUGAGCGUGAGAGAUGCUGGAGUUUACUGGUGUGGAGCAGAAACCAGAGACACACAUUUGACUUUCAUCUCCCUGAACACCAAAAUUCAGCUCAACCUCAUCAUGGCUCCAGUAGUGAGACGUGAAGGAGAAUCUGCUGAGAUCAUCUGCCCUUAUGAUUCAAUCUAUAAAUCAAAGUCAAAGUCUCUCUGUAAGGGGAAGUGCUCCACUAGAGAUAGAAAUACUCUCAAUGAAGAGAAAGAGACCAAGACUGACAGAUUGACUCUGAAUGAUGACGUCACUGCAAGUGUCUUCACUGGGACCAUCGCUGGACUGACAGCAGAGGAUGCUGGGAAAUACUGGUGUGCAGUGACAUUAGAGAGAGACGUGAAUUAUCUUUACACUCAUCUGAUCGUCAUCAUGAACGAGGGUGAGGAAGGUUUAUCAUCUGAAUAUGUCAAACUAUGGCUGUGA